CGGCCCCACCUGUGCCCGCCCCGCUCCCUCACUGGUCCUGCCUCGGCUCUCCUCGCAGGGAAAAGUCUGAAGACGCUUAUGUCCAAGGGGAUCCUGCAGGUGCAUCCUCCGAUCUGCGACUGUCCAGGCUGUCGAAUAUCCUCCCCGGUGAACCGGGGGCGGCUGGCAGACAAGAGGACAGUUGCCUUGCCCCCUGCCCGUGUCCUGAAGAAGGAGCUGACCCCCAGCUUCUCAGCCAGUAGUGACAGUGACAGGAGUGGCCCGGCCUGUGGGCAGCGGCUGGGCUUGAAGCAGGAGGACGACCCGCAUGUCCGUAUCAUGAAAAGAAGAGUCCACACCCACUGGGAUGUGAACAUCUCCUUCCGAGAGACGUCCUGCAGCCAGGACAGCGACCUCCCCACCCUCAUAUCCAGCCUGCGUCGCAGCCGCCACCUCGUUAUGCCAGAGCAUCAGAGCCGCUGUGAAUUCCAGAGAGGCAGCGUGGAGGUCGGCCUGGGAGCCGCAGGUGACCUGUUGGGCAAGAGGCUGGGUCGCUCCCCCCACAUCAGCGGUGACUGCCCUUCGGAGAAGAAAGCCCGAAGCAAGUCCCCUCAAGAGGGUCCAUUGCUUCCGGAACUAGGGCCCGGCAUGGCCCCCGAGGACCAUUACCGCCGGCUGGUGUCCGCCCUGAGUGAGGCCGGCACCUUUGAGGACCCUCAGCGUCUCUACCACCUGGGCCUCCCCGGCCACGCUUACAAAUGCCCACUUGGCCCCCCUCCCAAGACCGGUGGGUGCCACCAGCGGGCCUUGCGCUGGGAUGUCUGGUGUCGGCCCUGCCCCAUGGCCUUCUGCUCGUCUUUCUGUCCCGGUGACGAACCAGCAGGGUCGGUGGGAGAAUGUGCUCCGGGUCUGCGUGUCCUUGGCCAGUGUACUACAGGGUGUGGGGGACAUGAGGGCCUGGUGGGGGCUGGCCUCUGGGUCACUGCUGCUGCUGCCCCCUCCUCAGAUCUCCUGAGGGUCCGGCAGGAGGUGGCAGCGGCAGCCGCGAGGAGCCCCAGCGGCCUGGAAGUCCACCUGCCCUCAUCCACAGCAGGUCAGCGUCGGAAGCAGGGCCUGGCUCAGCACCGAGACGUCACCGCCCCAGCUGGCGCCCCGUCCUUCUCAGAGAGGGAGUUGUCGCAGCCGCCCCCCUUGCUGUCGCCCCAGAAUGCCCCCCACAUCGCCCUGGGCCCCCACCUCAGGCCCCCCUUUUUGGGGGUGCCCUCGGCACUGUGCCAGACCCCAGGCUACGGCUUCCUGCCCCCUGCCCAGGCGGAGAUGCUCGCCCGGCAGCAGGAGCUCCUGCGGAAGCAGAACCUGGCCCGGCUGGAGAUGUCAGCAGAGCUGCUGCGCCAGAAGGAGCUGGAGAGCGCGCACCGGCCGCAGCUGCUGGCACCCGAGGCCGCCCUGCGCCCACCCGACGGUGCCGAGGAGCUGCAGCGGCGCGGGGCUAUGCUGGUGCUGAGACACAGCUCUGCGCCCCUGCUGGCCCUGCCUCCCCAGGGACCCCCGGGCCCCGGUCCCCCCACCCCGCCCCAGGAGCCUGCCCGCCGAGCUCCUCGGAAGGGGGGCCCCAGCCCUGCCUCAGCCCGGCCCAGUGAGCCCAAGGAGACCACAGGGGCUGGGCUCUGGGCACAAGACGGUUCUGAAGAUGAGCCCCCCAAGGAUUCAGACGAAGAGGACCCCGAGAUGGUGGCUGCUGGGGGCCAGGGCCCAACUGGAGGGGCCAGCUCUGAGGGGAAGGGGCUUGCCUCAGGGUCCAUGCUGCCCCCUCCACUGCCCCUGGGCUUGCCUUACACGGUCAGCCCCUACUUCCACACAGGCGCCACGGGGGGCCUCUUCGUGGAUGGGGAGGGGGCCACAGCGCCCGAGGAUGUCAGCAAGUGGACAGUGGACGACGUCUGCAGCUUUGUGGGCGGCCUGUCCGGCUGCGGAGAAUAUGCACCGGUAUUCAGAGAACAGGGGAUUGACGGGGAGACCCUGCCCCUGCUGACAGAGGAACAUCUCCUGACCACCAUGGGGCUGAAGCUGGGGCCUGCUCUCAAGAUCCGGGCCCAGGUGGCCAAGCGCCUGGGCCGAGUCUUCUACAUGGCCAGCUUCCCCGUGGCUCUGCCGCUGCAGCCACCAACACUGCGGGCUCCCGAGAGGGAGCUCAACUCGGGGGAGCAGCCCCUGUCCCCAGCACCGGCCCCCUCGCCCUAUGGGGGCGCGCAGCCCCCUGCCAGCCGAGCCUCACCCAAGCAGGAGAACGGAACCAUGGCUCUGCUCCCAGGGCCCACGGACCCCUCCCAGCCUCUGUGCUGAGCUGGUGUCAGACCCCCCAUCCUUCACUGCCGGCUGCUCCCCGGCAAAGGCCCCCAACCCCACAGCUUAUCCUCCUUUCGGUUUUGGAUGCAAAAACACAAUUUUUAAAAUG
This is a messenger RNA of Aethalodelphis obliquidens (Pacific white-sided dolphin), 2434 nucleotides long. RefSeq names its product sterile alpha motif domain containing 11 (gene SAMD11). The transcript is spliced from 13 exons. Gene Ontology annotation, molecular function: protein binding. The record is from RefSeq and is a predicted model, not a curated record. Lineage: Eukaryota; Metazoa; Chordata; Mammalia; Artiodactyla; Delphinidae. The coding region runs from base 79 to 2322 and encodes 747 amino acids.